ACAAUCUGCUGAGAGUCAUCAAUUAUGCAGCGGAGCCGCGCGCACCGGGAAGGGAGAUAGCAGCAACAAUAUGGCGACAGCCGCAGUCACUCUCGACUCUUUUCCACAUCUGCACUUCAGUGACAUCUUUCUGGAUUUCUUUUAAUACGAGAAAAAAUCAGGGUCCCGGGGAUGCAGAGCCAAUAGAGUGCCUCUAGCUGCAGGAUGAAAACAUGGCUGCUCCCAUUAUGGCACCCCCAGGCCCGGACAGCUUCAAGAAGUUCACUCCCGAAUCGCUCGCUAACAUCGAGAAGCGCAUCCUAGAGGAGAAGAACAAGAAGCCGCCCAAGCCCCGAUCGGACAGCAGCCACCGCGACGCCGACGACGAGAAUGAACGCAAACCCAACAGCGACCUGGAGGCCGAGAGCGUCCCGUUCAUCUACGGCGACGUGCCCAAGGGCAUGUUCGCCAUUCCGCUCCAGGACCUCGACCCCUACUACAUCAACGAGAAAGUAAGAGAGACCAGCUGUCUGUUCUGUUUGGCGGGGCGCGGAGGGUUGAUGUUAGGUGUGGUUGUGUUUCUCUCCCUUUUCUCCCCCCUGGUUGGACAGGCGUUUCUCUUUCUCUCUCUCUCUCUCUCUCUCUCUCUCUCUCUCUCUCUCUCUCUCUCUCUCUCUCUCUCUCUCUCUCUCUCUCUCUCUCUCUCUCUCUCUCUCUCUCUCUCUCUCUCUCUCUCUCUCUCUUCUCCCCCCCCCCCCCCCAACGUGGUGUUUCCCUCCCGGUCUCCGGUGACGGUGGUGGUGCUGGUGGUGACGGUGGUGGUUGUUGUAACCUUGUACACACGUGCGUACGUGUGCGUGCAUGUGUCCGUGGCGUUGCGUGUCAUGGUCUCUGUUCUGUGUCCCCCACCCCGUUGCAGAUAUGUAACAGAGUUUGUGGACCUGGGGAAUGUCUCGGCGCUGAGAACGUUCAGGGUUCUCCGGGCCUUGAAAACUAUUUCUGUAAUUCCAGGCCUGAAGACCAUUGUGGGAGCCCUGAUCCAGUCGGUGAAGAAGCUUUCAGACGUGAUGAUCCUGACCGUCUUCUGUCUCAGCGUGUUCGCCUUAAUUGGGCUGCAGCUCUUCAUGGGGAACCUACGACACAAAUGUGUGUUCUGGCCCAUCAACAUGUCAGAGGCAUUCCCAAACGGCAGCAACUUCGACUGGGAUGAUUAUAUCAUGAACAGGACCAAUUUCUACUUCCUGCCCAACCAACUGGAUGCCCUGAUAUGUGGAAACAGCUCUGAUGCUGGGCGUUGCCCUGAGGGCUACACCUGUAUGAAGGCGGGCAGGAACCCCAACUAUGGCUACACCAGCUUCGACAGCUUCGGCUGGGCCUUCCUCACCCUCUUCCGACUCAUGACCCAGGACUUCUGGGAGAAUCUCUACAUGCUGACGCUGCGUGCUGCGGGUAAGACCUACAUGAUCUUCUUCGUGCUGGUGAUCUUCGUGGGCUCCUUCUACCUGGUGAACCUGAUCCUGGCCGUGGUGGCCAUGGCGUAUGAGGAGCAGAACCAGGCCACCAUAGAGGAGGCGGAGCAGAAGGAGGCUGAGUUCAAGGCCAUGCUGGAGCAGCUGAAGAAGCAGCAGGAGGAGACUCAGGCCGCUGCCAUGGCAACGUCGGCGGGCACGGUGUCGGAGCCGGCGCUGGAUGAAGAGGGGGGGGGCCAGCUGUCACGCAGCUCCUCGGAGGUCUCCAAGCUCAGCUCCAAGAGCGCCAAGGAGCGCCGCAACCGCAAGAAGAAGUGGCGGCAGAAGGAGCAGGAGAAGGAGAAGGGCGACAGCGAGAAGGUGGUGAAGAGCGAGUCGGACGACGGCAGCAAGAGGAGCGGCCUGCGCUUCCCCGGCAGCCGGCUGGGACGCAAGGCCUCCAUCAUGAACCAGUCUCUCCUCAGCAUCCCCGGCUCGCCCUUCAUGUCGCGCCACAACAGCCGCAGCAGCAUCUUCAGCUUCAAGGGCCGCUCCAAGGACGCCGGCUCGGAGAACGAGUUCGCCGACGACGAGCACAGCACGGUGGAGGAGAGCGAGGACCGCCGCGGCUCCCUCUUCAUCCCCUACCGCCGCAACAGCUACAGCGGCUACAGCCAGGGCUCCUCGCGCAUCCACCCGCUGGCGCCGCACACGGGCGGCAAGAGGAACAGCACGGUGGACUGCAACGGCGUGGUGUCGCUCAUCGGCCCCGGGCCAGGCGGCCGGCUCCUGCCUGAGACCACAGAGGUGGAGGUGAAGAAGAAGCACUCUGGGUCCCUGAUGGUGUCCGUGGACCAGCUCAACUGCUCCUUCAAGGGGAAGGACCGCGCCAACAGCCAGAUGAGCGUGGUCACCAACACACUGAUGGAGGAGCUGGAGGAGUCUCAGCGGAGUUGUCCACCUUGCUGGUACAAGUUUGCGAACAUGUUCCUCAUCUGGGAGUGCUUCCCUCUCUGGCUGAAGAUCAAGCACAUAACGUACCUCAUCGUCAUGGACCCCUUCGUGGACCUGGCUAUCACCAUCUGCAUUGUGCUCAACACACUCUUCAUGGCCAUGGAGCACUACCCCAUGACCCCUCACUUUGAGGAGGUGCUGUCCGUUGGAAACCUGGUGUUCACGGGGAUCUUCGCGGCGGAGAUGUUUGCCAAGCUGGUUGCCAUGGAUCCCUACUACUACUUUCAGGAGGGCUGGAACAUCUUUGACGGCUUCAUCGUGACCCUGAGUUUAGUGGAGCUGGGAUUGGCUGACGUGGAGGGUCUGUCUGUGCUGCGAUCCUUCCGAUUGCUGAGAGUGUUCAAGCUGGCCAAGUCGUGGCCGACCCUCAACAUGCUGAUCAAGAUCAUCGGUAACUCGGUGGGCGCCCUGGGGAACCUGACCCUGGUGCUGGCCAUCAUCGUCUUCAUCUUCGCCGUGGUGGGCAUGCAGCUCUUCGGCAAGAGCUACAAGGACUGCGUGUGCAAGAUCGCCGAGGACUGCGUGCUGCCGCGCUGGCACAUGCACGACUUCUUCCACUCCUUCCUCAUCGUGUUCCGCGUGCUGUGCGGCGAGUGGAUCGAGACCAUGUGGGACUGCAUGGAGGUGGCGGGCCAGACCAUGUGCCUCACCGUCUUCAUGAUGGUCAUGGUCAUCGGCAACCUGGUGGUGCUGAAUCUGUUCCUUGCCCUGCUGCUGAGUUCCUUCAGCGCAGACAACUUGGCCGCCACGGACGACGACGGCGAGCCCAACAACCUGCAGCUGGCCAUGGCGCGCAUGAAGAUCGGCAUCGCCUGGUUCAAGGUCCACAUGCGCAUCCUCAUGGCCCACAUCCUCAAGAAGCCGCUGGAGGACGAGCAGAAGCCCCUGGACGACAUGUACGACAAGAAGCUGAACUGCAUCGCCAACCACACGGGCGUGGAGAUCAACCGCGAGCUGGACUACGCCAAAAACGGCAACGGCACCACCAGUGGCAUCGGCAGCAGCGUGGGCAAGUACAUGAUCGACGAGGACUACAUGUCCUUCAUCCACAACCCCAACCUCACCGUGUGCGUGCCCAUCGCCGUGGGCGAGUCGGACUUCGAGAACCUCAACACGGAGGACUUCAGCAGCGAGUCGGACGUGGAGAACAGCAAAGACCUGGACGACACCAGCUCGUGAGGCAGCACCAUCGACAUCAAGCCCGACCUGGAGGAGGUGGCGCAGGUGGAGGUGGUGGAGGAGUACCUGGACCCGGACGCCUGCUGGACCGACGAAUGCAUCGCCAAGUACAAGUGCUGCGACGUGCCCAUCACCCACGGCUGGGGCAAACACUGGUGGUUCCUGAGGAAGACCUGCUACCUGAUCGUGGAGCACAACUGGUUCGAGACCCUCAUCAUCUUCAUGAUCCUGCUCAGUAGUGGAGCUCUGGCCUUCGAGGACGUGUACAUCGAGCAGAGGAAGACCAUCAAGAUCAUCCUGGAGUACGCCGACCGCGUCUUCACCUACAUCUUCAUCCUGGAGAUGCUGCUCAAGUGGGUGGCCUACGGCUUCGUCAAGUACUUCACCAACGCAUGGUGCUGGCUGGACUUCUUCAUCGUGGACGUGUCCAUUGUGAGCUUGAUAGCGAAUGCGUUGGGCUACUCCGAUCUGGGACCAAUCAAAUCGCUCAGGACUCUGAGAGCUCUGAGGCCCCUGAGGGCCCUCUCACGUUUCGAGGGGAUGAGGGUGGUGGUGAACGCGCUGGUGGGCGCCAUCCCCUCCAUCAUGAACGUGCUGCUGGUGUGCCUCAUCUUCUGGCUGAUCUUCAGCAUCAUGGGCGUCAACCUGUUUGCGGGGAAGUACUACUUCUGCUACAACGAGACGGCGGAGGCUAUGUUCCUGCCCCACGAGGUCAACAACAAGACCGAGUGCUUGGCCUUCAUCAACGCCAACUACACCAACGUGCGCUGGAAAAACGUCAAGAUCAACUUCGACAACGUGGGGGCCGGCUACCUCGCCCUGCUGCAAGUGGCCACCUUCAAAGGCUGGAUGGACAUCAUGUACGCAGCGAUAGACUCCAGAAAGGUGGAGGACCAGCCCAUCUACGAAGACAACCUGUAUAUGUACGUCUACUUUGUGGUCUUCAUCAUCUUCGGAUCCUUCUUCACCCUCAACCUCUUCAUCGGUGUCAUCAUCGACAACUUCAAUCAACAGAAGAAAAAGUUUGGAGGUCAGGAUAUCUUCAUGACAGAGGAGCAGAAGAAAUACUACAAUGCCAUGAAGAAGUUAGGAUCCAAGAAACCGCAGAAACCGAUACCCAGGCCACUGAACGCUUUCCAGGGCAUGGUGUUUGACUUCGUGACGCAACAGGUCUUUGACAUCUCCAUCAUGAUCCUCAUCUGCCUCAACAUGGUCACCAUGAUGGUGGAGACGGACGACCAGACGGACGAGACGGAGCACAUCCUCUACUGGGUCAACUUCGUGUUCAUUGUGGCCUUCACCACCGAGUUCGUCCUCAAGCUGUUCGCGCUGAGGCACUACUACUUCACCAUCGGCUGGAACGUGUUCGACGUGGUGGUCGUCAUCCUCUCCGUCGUGGGGAUGUUUCUGGCGGAGUUGAUCGAGAAGUACUUUGUCUCGCCGACCCUGUUCAGGGUGAUCCGACUGGCCCGUAUCGGCAGAAUCCUCCGCCUCAUCAAAGGAGCCAAGGGCAUCAGGACUCUGUUGUUUGCCCUGAUGAUGUCCCUGCCCGCCCUGUUCAACAUCGGCCUCCUGCUCUUCCUGGUCAUGUUCAUCUUCUCCAUCUUCGGCAUGUCUAACUUUGGCUACGUGAAACACGGGGCCGGAAUCGACGACAUGUACAACUUUGAGACCUUCGGCAACAGCAUGAUCUGCUUGUUCAUGAUCACCACCUCGGCGGGCUGGGACGGCCUGCUGCUGCCCAUCCUCAACUACCCCCCGGACUGCGACCCCACCCUGGAGAACGCCGGCACCCCGGCCACGGGCGACUGCGGAAACCCCUCGGUGGGCAUCUUCUUCUUCGUCAUGUACAUCAUCAUCUCCUUCCUCAUCGUGGUCAACAUGUACAUCGCCAUCAUCCUGGAGAACUUCAGCGUGGCCACCGAGGAGAGCGCCGACCCGCUCAGCGAGGACGACUUCGAGACCUUCUACGAGAUCUGGGAGAAGUUCGACCCGGACGCCUCGCAGUUCAUCACCUACUCCAAGCUGUCCGACUUCGCGGACUCCCUGGACCAACCGCUGCGCGUGUCCAAGCCCAACACCAUCGAGCUGAUCGCCAUGGACAUGCCCAUGGUGAGCGGCGACCGCAUCCACUGCCUGGACAUCCUGUUUGCCUUCACCAAGCGCGUGCUGGGCGACAGCGGCGAGCUGGACAUGCUGCGGCAGCAGAUGGAGGAGCGCUUUGUGGCGGCCAACCCGUCCAAGGUGUCCUACGAGCCCAUCACCACCACCCUGAGGCGCAAGCAGGAGGACGUGUCGGCCAAGAUCAUCCAGAGGGCCUACCGCUCCUACCUGGCGCGGCGCGGCUUUGUGUGCAAGCGGAAGCAGGCCAACAAUAAGGUGGAGAACGGCGGGACCAAUCAGGAUCAUGAAAAGAAGGAGGGCACGCCCUCCACAGGCUCGCUGCCCUCCUAUGACAGUGUAACCAAACCUGACAAGGAGAAGCAGGACGACAACCAGGAGGGCCGGGGAGGACGGAAAGAGAAGGGAAGGAACCAGAAAGACGUCAGGGAAUCUAAAUGUUAGAGCUUUGGAGUAAUAAUCCCAACAAUAACAAUAAUAAUUAUAAUAAUGUAACUUCAAGCAAAGCGAGAGGAAACCAUCUAACCCACACAGAUGUACAGAUUAUUUCAUUUGCAAGUAAGAAAAAGAAAAUUAUUCAAUAAUUUUGUUUACAGACUUCAUUCUUGUAUCGACGCAGAGAGAGCCCGCCUGAUCGGGCGCAGCUUAAAGACACUUGAACUCAAGGCCGCCCAGACAUAAUCAGCGUACCGUGCCACGGCGUUGCAUCUGCACUACUGAUCAAAAAACAAUAAGGGAAUGAAAAAAAAAAAAAAAAGACUAAA
Molecule: messenger RNA, 6505 nt
Organism: Gadus macrocephalus (Pacific cod)
Lineage: Eukaryota; Metazoa; Chordata; Actinopteri; Gadiformes; Gadidae
Gene: scn8ab
Product: sodium channel, voltage gated, type VIII, alpha subunit b
Biological process (GO): membrane depolarization during action potential; neuronal action potential; sodium ion transmembrane transport
Cellular component (GO): plasma membrane; axon; voltage-gated sodium channel complex
Molecular function (GO): voltage-gated sodium channel activity; calcium ion binding; protein binding
Source: RefSeq, a predicted model, not a curated record